UACUCUGUGGUGCGUAUCGUGAGGGAGAAGAUGCUGCAGACCGAGGCCUUCUCAGAUCCUGAGCAGCUGCAGGCCUUCCUCAGCCAGCUCUAUGUGUUCCUGGUGGACGAGAUGCACGUCGCCCUCAACAAGACAUUGUCAGUGGAUGCCCAGGAGACUCAGCAUCGCCCCCUGGUGGACUGUGCCCAGCUCAUCCACUUUGCCAAGGAGGCCCAGCUCAACAGGGACUACCAGCUAGCUGCCCAGUACUACCAGGAGCAGCUGACUCGUGACCGUAGCAACCCAGCCCACUGGUUUGACUACGGGGUGUUGUACAUGCUGACGGCUGACUACCAGAAGGCUGAGGAGUGCUUCCACUACGCUGUGUCCAUGGAGCAAACACACCUGCCCAGUUUGCUUAUGUGUGGUAUCCUGGCAGAGAUGGGUGGACGCCUUGAGGAGGCAGAGACAUUCUUUGAAGGAGCCACGUGUGUGGACCCGGCCAAUGUGGUGGCCUGGACUCUGUUUGGCCUCUUCUAUGAGGGCCAGGAGAACUCCAUCCAGACAGAGAUGGCCUUCCUGGAGGCCACCAAGCAGCAGAGGGCAGCCCUGGUGGUCACCCCACCCUGCAGGGUGGAGUCACCAGACCUGGGGAGGAGGAGCAGGAGGUGGCGAACUGUGAGUCUUUCACCAUCGAGCCAGACGUGGAUGGAGACACAGAAGCCAGUGUGGUGACCGGGUCUCAGAGCUGCCAGGGCAACAAGCCUGGGGAGGAUACAAGGGAGGUGCUGAGGCUGAACCUAGUGCCAUGCGACACCUAGCAACCCCCACCAGACUAAACACCACCAUCUAUAUGGAGACAGUGCAGUUCCUGCUGCA
Molecule: messenger RNA, 858 nt
Organism: Oncorhynchus gorbuscha (pink salmon)
Lineage: Eukaryota; Metazoa; Chordata; Actinopteri; Salmoniformes; Salmonidae
Product: cilia- and flagella-associated protein 70-like
Biological process (GO): cilium movement; cilium assembly
Cellular component (GO): motile cilium; extracellular exosome
Molecular function (GO): protein binding
Source: RefSeq, a predicted model, not a curated record